This is a messenger RNA of Serinus canaria (Common canary), 3167 nucleotides long. RefSeq names its product ring finger protein 222 (gene RNF222). The transcript is spliced from 2 exons. Lineage: Eukaryota; Metazoa; Chordata; Aves; Passeriformes; Fringillidae. Bases 559 to 1389 code for a protein of 276 amino acids. The record is from RefSeq and is a predicted model, not a curated record.
GAUGGGCAGAGGGGGUGAGAGCCCAGCACCGGUGCAGGACCUGCUGCAGGAUGUGCAGCUCACCCCGCGCUGCAGCCCCAGAGGCUCCCGGCACCCCUUCAGUGCCGGAUUCCUUGGGCUGACCCCGCAGCAUCACACGGGGAUAGCAGGACCGUGCCUCCCGUGCUGUCCCUGUCCUUGUCCCUGUCCCUGUCCCUGUCCCUGUCCCUGUCCCUGCCCCCGCGCCUGACGCCAGCUCCUCGCCCACUCCCGGGCCAAGCGGGCCGAGAUGAGCCUUUAAAGGCGAACGGGUUCCUCCGCAUUCACUCCGCGGGAGCUGUCCCUGCCUGUUCCUCCCUGUCCCUGCCUGUUCCUCCCUGUCCCUGCCUGUCCCUCCCUGUCCCUGCCCGUCCCUGCCCUGUCCCCGCUCCAGCCUUUGAGCAACGCGCCCUCCUCAGACGCAGCCGGCCCCCCCUGUCCCAAGGGUGUCGCGGUGUCCCCAAGGUGUCCCGGAGCUGUCUGGGGACAGCCGUGCAUGGAGGGGCCGCUGCCCUGCGGCCCUACAGCAGCACAGCAGGGAUGUCCGAGACCCCCCCCAGCAAGGAGGCUGCCCCGGCCGAGUGCCCCGUGUGCUACGAGAGGUUCCAGCCCCUGGAGGCCACGCACCGCCGGCUCAGCUGCGGCCACACCUUCUGCCACGACUGCCUGGUGAAGUGCCUGCUGUCGGCCAAGCUGGACGGGCACGUCCAGAGCAGCAUCGCGUGCCCCGUGUGCCGCUUCGUCACCUUCCUCAGCAGGAAGAAGGCUCUGUGGCUGCCCAGGGCCACCGACCCCCGCGCGGCAGAGGUGCCCCUGUCGCAGCUGGCCAGGAGCGAGGCCACCAACACGCCAGAGGUGCCCCUGUCCCCAUCGUCCCUGUCGCAGCUGUCCAAGAGCGAGCCCACCAACACGCUGGAGGUGCCCCUGUCCCCAUCGUCCCUGUCGCAGCUGGCCAGGAGCGAGGCCACCAACACGCCAGAGGUGCCCCUGUCCCCAUCGUCCCUGUCGCAGCUGGCCAGGAGCGAAGCCACCAACACGCUGGUGGUGCCCAGCCACUUCGUGCUGCCGGUGCAGAGCCUGGAGCGGGUUCCCCCCGGCGCGGGGCUGGCACGGGAGGCGCACAUCUUUGUCAUCAGCGAGCACGGCAUGCCGCCGCUGGCCGCCCAGCACUGCGGCUCGCUGCCCCGGGGCAGCCGGGGGGACGCGGCCAGCUCGGGCUCGGUGUCGCUGGCCGGCUCGGUGUCGUCCAGCCCGGCGCUGGGGCUGCAGUGCUGCCAGUCGCCCAUGGCCCUGGCCGUGAUGCUGGUGCUGACCGUGGCCAUGCUGGCCGCCGUGCUGCCGUGGCUGCUGCUGGUCAGGAGGGACUUGUAGCACGGCUGGGACCCCGAGGGGGUGUCGCUGGUGCGGGGACACAGCCGGGCUGGAGCUCUUCUCUGAAAGCUCCUGGAGAAAGCCCAGAAGCAGCUCCAGGUGAAGCUCUCUCACCUGGCCAGGGGCUGAACGGACUCUCAGACCUUCCUGCAGAUCUCCAGCUGCUGGCAGUGGCACUGCUGGCAUUUUCUGUCCCUUCUGGUUAAGAUUUGGCAGGCCAAAGGCUGCUGUGGCUCCUGCAGGGUGUCUGUGGGGAGGAGAGGAGCCCCUGCAGCCCACGGCAGCACCUGCGGGGCCGAGGGGGCCGUGCUGCUCCUGCCCUGGCACCGGGCACAGCCAAGGGCUCUGGGGCUCAGGGCUGCCAGGCUGUGGGGCUCUGGGGGUCCCCAGGCUCUCAGGACAUGGGGGUCAUCGUGAUGCAGCCAGCCUGGAGCAGAAACUCACAGCUUCCACCCCGGGAUGGAGAAACCACAGCCUGCAGCUGUGGGGCACGAGGGCAGGGAAAACAGAGGAUGGAGAGAGUAGUGCUGGCCCUGCUGAGCUCACCUUCCCCUCUGCCAGCCUCCCUGCAGGGCCCUGGGGUGGGAGGGGAGCCCAGCUCACCCCACAGGCAGUCCCAGCCGUGCCCUCUCUCUCUGAGCUCCCAGGGUGUGCCCAUCCUCCCGCUGGCACAGCUUCCCUCCUGCCAGGGGCACCCAGGGACACAGGCUGGGGGUAAACCCAAGCUCUGGCCAUCUCAAGGGGCAGAUUUGGGAUCCCACCCUGUGCUAGGGCCCCGUGGCACAGUGACAUUUCCUUGUCCCUCUACCCCACUCCUGCAGUCUCAGGGCCCAGGGCUCAUUUCCACCUGUGCCAGACAGGCUGGGCACUGCUCUGCCCCAAACCUCCUGGCUUUGCCCUCUUUGGGACUGGUGCCAGCCGAGGGGACCCAGUGCCAGCCCCCAGCCCGGGGUGGAGGGCAGUGGGCAGCAGGGGGGCACAGCUGGGGUUUGGGGUGCUCCAAGCCUGCUCUCAGGGGAGAGGGAAGGGCAUUGCUGGACACCCUUGCUGGUCCUGGGGCCACUCAUGGCACUUGUCCCCAGCCCAGUCUGCACCUUUGGCACCUUUGUCCUCCUGACCCAGUCCCUGGCCCUUUAGGUGCUGCUCUCACUCUGUCACCUGGGAAUGUGUCACUUCAUGGGCACCCCAGGGUGAGCAGGACAUCCCUCACUGCCCCCCCACGGUGAGCAGGAUGUCCCUCACUGUCACCCCCGGGUGAGCAGGACAUCCCUCAUUGCCCCCCCACAGUGAGCAGGAUGUCCCUUACUGUCACCCCCGGGUGAGCAGGACAUCCCUCACUGUCCCCCCACCGUGAGCAGGAUGUCCCUCACUGUCCCCACAACGUGAGCAGGAUGUCCCUGCGUGUCCCCCACGGGAGGUGGCAGUGGGGCACAGGGCUGGCCCAGGGUUCCCAUGAUCCUGAGGGAAGGACAAACACAGCCAGCAGUGCCAGCAGUGCCACCAAGGUGGCUUUGGGACCAGAAAAGACUUUUCAGGGCAACAAAUCAGGACACUGUGGGGCAGGGCAGCUGACGGUGUCCCCUGCCACCCCUGGGGUCACAGCUGGGGACAGUACCCUGCUGCCCUGCUGCUCCCUGUGAGGUUCCUGCACUGCCCCAGCCCUGUCCCAGUGUCCCCACCCAAACCUGGGGUGCCAUGACCCCGACCCCAUGUGAGAAGUGCCUGAGACACGGCACUGGAAUGGAAACCCCGUUUCAUAAGCAAUGGUGACCUGGCCA